Messenger RNA from Plasmodium malariae, 10260 nucleotides. RefSeq names its product conserved Plasmodium protein, unknown function. The coding region runs from base 1 to 10260 and encodes 3419 amino acids. The record is from RefSeq and is a predicted model, not a curated record. The transcript has a single exon. NCBI's taxonomy places the organism in Eukaryota, Apicomplexa, Aconoidasida, Haemosporida, Plasmodiidae.
AUGAAUAAUUUGAAGUUGUACAGAUGCAAGCAUUUAACUGAGAUAUAUGCUAAAAAUAAGGAAAUCAAUGAAUACUUAAAUAUUCUACAAUAUCUUGAUUGCUCAAACAGCGAAGGUGUAAGAAGUUUUAAAAUAUUUAUUUUCAAUAAUUCGUAUAGUGCACUACAAGAAAAAUAUGUUGAAAAGGAGGAGCAUGAUAGUGAGGAGUCUCUUAAAGAGUGUAACCGAACAACGGAACAAGAAAAAAAAAUAUUAGAUAGUAAAAAAGUGCAAUAUAUGGAAUCAUUUGAAAAAAAAUUAACAGCUCAAAAUAAUGGAAUAGUAAAUAAAGAAGAAAAAAAAUAUUAUGAAAUAUUUAUUUUUUAUAAUAACACAUUUUGUACUGAUUUGAUAUAUGACACUUUAGCACUGGACAUAUAUGAAGUGCCUUUUAAGAUUGAAACUAUUGAAUUUUUAAAGGAGAUAUUGAUAAUGUGUAAAUUGUCAAAUGACAAAAAUGUGAAGGAGGAUAUAUCAGAAUGUAAUAAUUUGUUAAUUUGUUAUUCUAAAAUAUUUAAGUUAAGAAAAAUUUUUGAUUCGUUAGGUUUACAAAAUGUUAGCUCUUUCGUUGGAACACUUAUAAAACUUCCUUUGGAAAUAAAUUUAGAUAAAAGUGAAAUGUAUGAAAAAAUUAAAACAGCCACAACAGAAUUCUUGCUUUUCUCGAAGAAUAUAAAAAAUAUUGACAUGGAGAUAAAUGAAGGCCAUAUUUCUAGAUGGGGAAAGCAUAACAAAGUUAUAAGUAUUUCUAAUUUAGAAAAAGAUUCAAAAUUAAGAAAGGAGCUAAGUUAUUUUUCUGUUGAUUACAAAUAUAAAGAAUUAGUAAGUCAAUAUGUCGUCUACCAAAGUGAAAUUAAAAGUAGUGAUAGAAGCAUGCCUGAUGAUGAGCAGCAGGAGCAGGUAGAACAGGACAAGUAUAACUACAGGGGUAAUAAGGAUGAGAUAUGGUUCAUCCAUAAACUCGAAAAGGAACCCUACGAAAAAGAUGAAUAUAAUGAAAUAAAUGUGGAAAAAGGAACACUCGAUAUUAAUAAUAGAUGUAUUAAAAAACUUACAGAUUAUCUACCUAUAUUUAUGAGGACAAAAAAUAACAAAACAACACUAAUAAAUGAUAUUAAUUCUGAAAACAAUUUUUGUUCCUCAUUAUGUGAUAUAUAUAUUGAAUUUUUGUUGUUACUGCGAGAAUUAAAUAUUUCCCUUUGUAGCUAUGACUUUUGUUUGUAUCUUCCACUGUUAGACAUAUCCAUUAAGCGAACAUUUGAUAAUCUUUGUUAUUUGUUAUAUAGACAAUUAUUUGAUGAAGAAAGAAAGUUAAAAUUAUUUUUUAACGGUCGAGUAUGGUUAAGUUUUAGUGAAUGUAUAUUUAUUUCAGAAGAUUUAAAAGAAGCAUUUUAUUUGGGUUUAUCUGAUAUUAUAGAAUAUUCAAAUGAGAAAAAUUUCCUCUUUUUAAGUAAAAAGGUUAGAAAUGCUUUAUUAUACUAUUUGAAUAUAUUAUAUAAUGACAAAAAGUACAAUUUAAUUACAAAAAUUUGUAAUCAUAAUUUGAAAUAUAUAGACAAUGUUUCUUUAAAUUUUAAGGAUAUAGAUACAGUAUUUCAUGAUGAUAACUUAUUAAAAAACCAACUGGAAAAGAGCACUAAUAAGUUUUUAUGCGAUGUUAUUAUAAAUAAUUUGCCAUAUGUACAAUAUGAAAAUUGUCUGCCAAUUUUGGUUUAUUUAGUUCAAUUAGAUGAAGAACUUAUAGAUAAAUUUCUAAAAGAAUGUCCUUGUUUUCCUAAUGAGGAAAAGAUUUUUAAAAGUAUUAAUGAAUUAGUAUUUCCAUUAGACAAAGAAUAUUACGAAAUAUAUAUGGAGAGAAGCAAUAAGGAGGGUAAACCUACUUCAGAUGAGGAUAGACAGAAUGUGAAUAUGUUACUUAAACAGAAUGACAAAAACGACAAUGAUGGAAAAUGUACAAAUCCAGAAUCGAAUAACACAACGGUAAAAGGUUUUAUAAAUAGGGGAAACUUACUGUCUUUCGAUUUUGUUAGAAGGCUUAGAAAUAAAGACAUGGAAAAACUGAAGUCUUUAGGUCUAACAAUCAUCGAUGAACAGUAUAAAUUAAAUGAUAAUAUAAACGACAUUUUACUAGAUUUAAAUAAAUUAUAUUUUAGCAAAAGUACUUAUCAGAAUAAACUGAAAAUUUUGAACAAAAUAAUUGGCCAAUUAGAGAAAAACAUAAAUUACUUAGAUGAUCCUAUAAUAUUGCAAAAGUUGAGGGAACUUUUCUUUCUCCCCAUUUUUAGUAGUAAAGCAUUUAGUUACCUCAGCUUGAUAAAUGACUCAUCAGUAAAUGGAAGCAACAGUAACAAAAGUAGUAACAGUAACAAAAGUAGUAACAGUAACAAAAAUAGUAACAGUAACAAAAAUAGUAACAGUAACCAAAAUAGUAACAGUAACAAAAAUAGUAACAGUAACAAAAAUAAUAAUAAUAAUAAAAUGUUAUGUAAGAACGGUUUAAGGUCUACCACACACGGACGUGCUGCUAGUGACAAUGAUGGGGAUGAUUAUAUAGAGGAUAAUAAUGCUGCAAGGAGUAAUAUUUCCCACCUAUCGAAUAGUACAAAUAACAGAACUUGUAGGAACAUUACUGUGUAUACAAAUAACUACAUCAGCAAUAGUAAUGAUUUAUUUUUGGAGCACAUUACCGAAAAAGGAAAUGACAAAUAUUUGAAGGAUUUUAUUAGAAUAAAUGAGGGUUAUGAUAAAAAAUAUUUUAAUAUAGUUUUUUUAAAAGGAAAGAAUUAUACAAUGGAAAAAAUUAACAUAUCUUCAACUUUGAAAGACCUAUUAAAUUUACAUAAGAGACCCUCCAUAAAUGUUGUAAUGGAUCACGUCGAAUUGCUUACCAAAAAUUAUAAAAGCUUUUGUUUUCAAAAUAUAGCAAAGGUGUAUGAUGAUAUAUAUGAAUAUUUUGAAAAUUAUAUUUGUGAAAAUAAAUUAAAAGAAAAGUUAAAAAAUACCAUUAAAGGUGAAACAUUUAAACAUGACAUAACUGAUUCUAGACAAUUCCUAACGGAGGAGCAUCAAAUGUUUUUAGAUUAUAUACAAAAGACUAAAUAUAUUUAUAUUAAGAAUAAACUGUGGUGUGCUAAAGAUGUAUUCAUCACAAGAUAUACUAUUCCUUUUAACAUUUUUUUGUGUGAAUUACCGAAAUUAUUUAAAAUAAAAUACCCCAAUUUGUUAGAGAUGAGUUGUAUUCAAUUGAAGCUAAAGCACUCCAGGUUAGUUGCUAUAUUGAACAAGAUAAUCAAUAAAUUAGAGAACAAAGGGGGAAAACAGAAUGAAACUAAUAAAGGUGAUGAAGAUAAUAUGCAAUUAACUGGUUUACUAAAAAUUUCUUAUAUUAACACAUUAAACAUAAUUGACAUCUCCAUUUGUGAUCAGGCCCUUCAAUGUAUUGAGGACAAAAUCGUAGAUUCCAAUUAUGUGGAAAAGGAAAAUCUUUCAAAAAAUGGAAUAUCUAGAAGUAAUGAAAAAGCAAAUAAAAAAUUAGAAUGCCAAUGUUUUGAACAUAUUUAUUUGCCAAAUAACAAGUGCGUUUUGGUGAAAAAAGAAGAGUGUAUAUAUAUUAAAAAUUCAUUACUCCAUAAUAGCAGUUCGCAGAAAAAUAAAAUUGUUCAUAAGGACGUUAGGGAAAUUACUAUUGAUUUAUUAAAUAUACCAAAAAAGGAAAAAGUAAGUAGUGUUGUAAAUAAAGCCAAAACAAUAAUAGAAAAAAAAGUGUCUCCUAAAAUGAAACAAAAUUUAGUAAAAAUUGUAGGGAAGUAUAGACGCCAAACGCGAUCUCCUAACAUAACAAAAAUAAAGUGUUCUCUCCCAAGGGUCAGAAAGGAGAAGACAUGCAAAACGGAUAUGACAACUUGCAUAAAUAAAAAAUCAAUUAAGUCAAAUAUAAUCAACACAAAAAAGAAUGAAUCACUAUUAAAAUGGAAGAAUGAAGAAGUGUCUGUAAAUUUCAAAGAAAAGAGUGUAUUUUCACUAAAAAGUACCAUCAGCGAAAUUGUAGCUUCUGAUAAGAGUAAAAUGUCUCUAAAUAAUUUAAAAAAGAAUGAAUUAAAAAAAACAAGUGAGAUGAAUGAAAAUACAAUAUUUAAAGAAAUAAAGAAUUUCAUAUGCUUUUUAGAUGAUAUAGGAUGUUUCGAUAUAAAAUUUAUUAUAGACAAAAGAACUUUUGAAGUAGACAACCUUCCAAGACAUUUUUUUAAAAGAGCAUGUAUGUGUUUGUAUAUAAAGGUAAAAAAUGAAAAUUAUCAGAAAUUUUUGAUGGAUAAAGAUGAGCUAAAUAUAUAUGCUUCUUCUUAUAAUAUUAUAUAUAACAAGGAGAAAAUAAAUUUAGACACAAAUAAUUGCCAGCCGAUUAAAACGUAUGCUGAUUUAAUUUGUUUAUAUCUGUUUCAGAAUUUUCCACAAAUAGUAGAUUAUCUGAUAAUACUAAAUGGUGAUAACAUUUCUGAGUGGUAUUCAAAGGUAAAGGAGGGAAAUAGAAAUAAUGAACAAAGCAAUGAUACUAAUAUAGUUAAUAUAUUUUCUUUAAAUAGUUAUGACCAGAAAUUAUACAGUGAACUUAGCAUAUGUAACAGCAUAGAACAGAAUAAUUUUUCUCUUAAAGAAGAAGAUAUUGCAAGGAUGAACACUAUAAAUAAUAAUGCAGAUGAAACUGUAAAUUGGAAUGGAUGGCAUGAUAGAAAAAAAAAUAUAUAUAGAAAAAAAUGUUCAUUGGAUGAAAAGGAUGGGGAAUUUAUAAAAAAAUUUUUUUUAUAUAACUAUUUUUUUGCACACGCGGAAAAAAAAAAAAAUGAUGAAAAUGGAUUCCUUCGGAAACUCUCCAAAAUUAGAAGUAGUGUAACUAUGAAAGAGGGAAACCAAAAAGAUGUCAUCCAAAGGAGAAGGAUAAGGAUAAAUACGAUGGAGGGUGAAACAACAUAUGUUAGUUCGAGAAGGGUUAAAUCCGUGGAAGGAGAAGAUCAAUUAAAAGAAGCAAGCAGAAAUAUUUUAAACAAUGACGACUAUAGAACGAUAUGCAUUCGCCUGUACAACAAACAGAAGUUGUCACUACUAAAAAUUAUUGAAAAUGUAUUUUUGGAGUGUAAAAAAUUUAAUGAAAAAUUUUUUUUUUUUUCAAAAAAUUUAACCAAAUUAGAUUUUAUAAAAAUAAAUGAAAAAGAUGCAAGAGUAGAAAAUGUAGCCAGUUUAGGUAUUACUAUGUCUAAUAACCAUUUCCAUUUAAGAGAAAAAUUUUAUGAUUCUGUUGUUAAGAAGUCAGAAGAAAGGAAAAAAGAAGAUAAUAUAGAUAAGGAAGAAAAUGGAAAUUCGUCAUUAAAUUUAGAUGAAAAAAAUUUAGAAAUUUUUUUGCAAUGCCAAAUAUAUAAUGGUAGUAAGUCCAGCAGAUGGAUAAUAGGCUUAUUAGGAGAUGUAGGCAUAUCAAUAUGUUUUGAACAUUAUCAGAUUUUUCGUAAACAUUAUUUAUUUCAAAAUUUAAAUAUCAUCUCAAAUAUUGAUAGUUUACCUAUGCAUAUUAAAGUCAAUUUAUUUGAGAAUAAUAUUUAUAAUUUAAAAAAAUUGAAGAAAGAUAAAAAUUUGGAAAGCGUGAUAAAUAAUAUAUCUGUGCUAUAUGCACAUUUUUUAAGAUUAGCUCAUAGAAAUGCGGUAAAAAAAUUGUUUAAACAUGAUUCAAAUAAAAUAUUGUACAAACAUAAGGGAAAAUGGAUUAAAAGAAAAAAAAGCCAAAUGGAAAAAUGUUAUAAUAGCAACAGUGGAAACACUACAGAAACGAGCACAAACAAAGUGAAGGAUAAUAAUACAAAAAUUGAAAAGAUGAGCAGUAUUUUUAGGUGUAAUAGUGGCAUUAGUAAUGGUAAUAUAACCCUGGAUUAUAUAUACAAAAUAGAUAAGAGUGAAAUUAAAAGUUUUAAUGAAAUAUACCAAAUUUUUAAGAGCAAAUAUCUUAAUUUUAUUCCAAGAAAAUAUGACAAAAAUGAUUUUUUCUGUUCCGUUGUUAAAAAUGUAUUUUUGAAUUGCAGAGAACUUCAUAUUUUACCUUGUCUUAAAAAAAUUGAUAAAAUAUAUUCCUUAUUUUGGAGCAGUAUGUACAACUGUGUUAACAUAUAUCCCUUCUGCAAAUAUGUAAAUCAACUUACUUUUUUUUUGUUAGACUUAGGUUUAACUGUUCUCUUGCCCUAUUACGAAAUUGACAACAUUGUCCACUUGCAUAAAACUGUAAAUUCAACGAAUGUACAUAACAAGUACGGUGUGAAUAGUUCUAACAAGGAGAAUAAUGAUGAAUUGAGAUGUAAAAGAGAAAUAGAUAUUCUUACGAACUUGGAAAAGAAUAAUAAAGCUAUGCAUAGUUUCCAAGCACAUUACUCAGAUGAUAAGGGGGGAAAUGGUACCGUUACUCCGUUAACAAAAGAAUUUAACCAUGAAAAAAAUUGUGGACAUGUUCUUAACUUAACACCAUAUUAUUUGAGAAGUAUAAUAAAAAAGCAUAUUUCUAUUUAUGUAUGUUUUAUAAAAGAAUGUUUAAAUGAAAAGAAAAUUUCCUCCGUAGUUUAUUUACUGGAAUACAUUUUUUCAGAUUUUAAAAAACAUGAUGCACGUGAUACGUUAAUAACUUAUUUAAAGAGCAUGCCUUUGCUGUUUGUAUACAAUUAUAAUUCAUCUUAUUUAAAAAGCAAAAUAGACAACUAUAUAUGUAUAGAGGAUGUAAAAAAGGAUAAAAUAGUAUAUAAUAUAGAAAAGGAAUCGUCCGGUAAUAAUGAAAUGGAAUUUUGUAAAACGAAAUGUGAUGACGAGGAGGGGGAUUAUGAAGAUAGAACUAAUAAAUAUAGAGAUGAUAUGUAUGGGGAUGAUAAGUACAAAGAUUGUAUGCAUAAAGAUAGCAUGCAUAAAGAUGAUAGCUAUAAUAAUGAUACGAAUGAGACACAAAAUGAGAGCGAGGAUGAAGAUGUGAAUAAAAAUGGAGAUGGUAAAGUGUUAGAUUUCGUUGAUAACUCUGUGUACUCUUUUUCCAGUAAUACGAGGAAAAUUAGGAGAAAUAUAUAUUCUAUAUGCCUCGAUAACUUUGUUAAAAUUAAAAAUAAUAAUUUUGGUACAGAAGAAUUUUUUAAUUUUGAAUUUAUUCAUUUGAUUAAAUAUGAUGAAGACAAAAAAAUUUAUUCUUCUAAAUAUUUUUAUUUAUUUGAUUUAAAUAAUGUAAUUUUUAUAAAUGUACAUUUUUAUUCUAUGUCUUUUUUAUCUCUUCUACUGGAAGCAAAAAUCAUAGUAAAAUUAUGCUUUACGGAUUUGCCUAAUGUGUUGAAGCAUAAUUUAUAUUGUAAUAUUUUUCAUUAUUCUUCUUCACAUGACAGCAAAGAGGAUAGAGAAAAAAUUGUUUCCCCAUGUGAUAACUAUAAUGAAUUAACUUCUAAUGAUAAUAGUAGAAGUAACCAAAUGAAUUUGCUACCAUCCUACUCAAAGGAAUACUCAAAUAACAUUUAUGAAAAUGAAUAUUAUUGUUGUAAAAACAUAGAAGAAAAUAAUGACAAUGUUAGCAAUUCCUUUUACGAUGCAGUAAAAGUUCCUCAUGAUAUUAAAAUCAUUGUCUAUAGUAGACUCUUAUUAGAAAUGAUUAAUGAAUUAUAUAAUGAGAACAUGGAGACAAAUAUUUUACAGGCAUUAAGGGAUUUCCGUUUAUUAGUAACAUUUGAUAUGUUAACUCAUCAUGAGUCAUACGCAUUUAUGUAUGUACAUAAUGUAAGUGAUAUAAAAAACAUUAUAAGUUUUCAAUUUAAGGAUGUGCAUAUAGAAAAAAUUUUAUUUUUAAUAGGAUACAAGAAAAUGCAUAACAUAUUAUCAGCAAAUGCUAUUUUUACACAACAUUUAAUAAAUAAUUAUGAAGAUAUUAUGUUAUCAUUAUAUAGAAACAGGAAAAAAAUUAAUUGGUCUCUUUUAAAUAGGAGAGAGAGAAAUUCUCUUUUACAUACGUUUUUAUCAAAUAUAAAAUUUAAUAGUAACAAUAUUUUCUAUUUUAAAUCGUUACCCCUAUUUUACUCUUUGAACUCUUCUAGAUUUACAAAUUUGUUAGACAAAGAUAAAAUAUAUAUUAUAAUUCAUACAAAAUAUAUUGAUUUGAUUAUUCAUAUACUGUCAGAAUUUGAUUCGCAUAAUAGCAGUAUUGAUAAUUAUGGGAUUCACCAAAAUGGUAAGAAUAAUUUUUAUCAGGGUGAUACUAAGAUAAUUGAUUGCAGUGAUAGCCAUAAUAAUGAUGAGCUCAACAGGAUGAACAGCGGCGUUAUUGACAUGAAUACUGGUAAAGGUAUAAUGGACCCCAUUAACACAAAUAAAGGUAAUAAUAACAGUAGUUUUAAGAACAUAACAUUCAAUACCUAUAAUGUUUAUAAUAAUAAUAUGUCCUUAAAUGGAUGUGAUGGGGAAGACAAUAAUCCGUGUAUUAUUUCGAAAAUAUACCAAAAUAGUAUUAAAACAGAAGGAGAGAAUGCACAAAAUAGUAUGGAAUUAAUAAAUGGUACUUCAUACAGUGUGUAUAAAAGUACAGAUGAUAAUUUAGUUAUGAAAAAUUCGAAUAAUAUGAUAAAGACAAACAAGGAUGAAAUGAAAUCAAAAACGAAACAUAUAUUCAUACAUCAUUCUAACAUUAAUAUAAAGUACUGGAGACAUAUAAACAUUGAUUGUUGGUAUGGGUAUGACAUAAUUACUAAUUUUUUUUUAGAAUUUUUAAGAAAUUGUACGAGUGAGAACAUAUUUCAGAAUAUUAUGCUUUUUAUAUAUAAAGAGUAUGAAGAAAUUUUUGAAAAAAGAAAUUUUCAAAUGAAGCAAAAAGGAAAGGUUAAAAAUGACGCAGAUAUUACACAUGAUACAGGUGAUAAUAUAUAUGGUGUAGACAACAUGAACACAUCAGAAAAUUUGUAUAGUGAAUUCCUUAUGAACAUUAUUGGUGAGGUGAAGGAUAUACGUUUAAAAUUUAAGGGGAAUGUACAAAUUUCUCAACUUUAUAACGCAAAUAAUAAUAUAUUCAAAGAGUUCAUAAAUGAUAACAAAUUAUUUAAAUUUAUGUAUUUCAGCAAUUUUAAAUAUGAAAAGGAAUUCUUAGAAAAUCUAAACUUUCGUGUAAUUCCUAGCACAGUAGAAUUGAGUAACUUUCUGCUAAUUCUAAUUAAUGUUAUAAAAAGGAUAAAUGAUAAUAAUAACAAUGAUAAUAAUAGUAAUAGUAAUAAUAAUAAUAAUAAUAAUAAUAAUAAUAAUAAUAAUAAUAAUAAUAAUAAUAAUAAUAAUAAUAAUAAUAAUAAUAAUAAUAAUAAUAAUAAUAAUAAUAAUAAUAAUAAUAGUAGUAGUAAUAAUAAUAAUAAUAAUAAUAGUAGUAGUAAUAGUAAUAAUAAUAAUAAUAGUAGUAGUAAUAGUAAUAAUAAUAAUAAUAGUAGUAGUAAUAGUAAUAAUAAUAAUAGUAAUAGUAAUAGUAAUAGCAAUAAUAAUUUGUUAGUCAAAGUUAAUAUAGAAAAUAUAUACAGUAACAUAAACUUAGACUGCAGCAGGUAUAAUACAUUAUUUAAUGAAGAACAUUUUAAUAGAAAAAUUGAUUGCAUUUUAAAAUACAUCAAUGAUAACAUAAAAUUUUUACUUAAAAAAAGAGACGAAUAUUUUGCUUAUUUAUUUACGUGUCUAAUGGAUCUAUUAAUCAGUACGAAAGAAUUUACAGCAAAAUUAAAAAAUUAUAAAGAACUGGAACGAUAUUAUAAGUGUAAGAGCAAAGGAGUAGUUCCAUAUUCCUUUGACGGAACAAACAACAAAUAUAAUGAAUUAACAUCAGAUGAAAACGACAAUGAAAAUGAGAAUGAAAAUGAGAAUGAAAAUGAAAAUGAGAAUGAAAAUGAGAAUGAAAAUGAAAAUGAAAAUAAAAAUGAAAAUAAAAAUGAGAAUGAAAAUGAGAAUGAAAAUAAAAAUGACAUAAACAAUGUCAAAGAUUGUGAUUAUGCGAGCAGUGGUAAAUGCGAAGAUAGAGAUCAUGAAAAAUAUGUACACAAAAAUAGUGCGAUUACUGAUGAACAUGGUGCUGGUCAAAUGGAGGAUUUUAAAUAUAGUAACAAAUACGAUAAUGAGGUCGAAAAAAAUAAAUAUGAGAAAAUAUGUGUAAUUAAUAUAAAUAGCAGAGAAAAUUGUAAAUUGAGUAAAAGUAAAACGUUAUGA